Xyrauchen texanus (razorback sucker) is the source of this 1495-nucleotide messenger RNA. RefSeq names its product V-type proton ATPase 16 kDa proteolipid subunit c-like. Gene Ontology annotation, cellular component: proton-transporting V-type ATPase, V0 domain. Gene Ontology annotation, biological process: proton transmembrane transport. Bases 188 to 652 code for a protein of 154 amino acids. Gene Ontology annotation, molecular function: proton-transporting ATPase activity, rotational mechanism. The record is from RefSeq and is a predicted model, not a curated record. The transcript is spliced from 3 exons. Lineage: Eukaryota; Metazoa; Chordata; Actinopteri; Cypriniformes; Catostomidae.
CUUUCCAUUUCGCCAUUUUCUUGCUCUCCACCGGUGAUCAGCCUCCUGUCGGAUUCGUGACCAACUCUUGUGCUCUGCUCCUGAUACUACAAGACCUGUCAACGUGGAAUAGACACCCUUUAGUGCCUAAAACUGAACAUUUAGACUUUUCUACCUUUACUUUCAAGUGUCCUAAACGCACAGAAGAAUGUCCGCCCAGAGCCCCGAGUACUCUCCCUUCUUCGCAGUGAUGGGUGCCUCAGCAGCAAUGGUGUUCAGUGCAUUGGGUGCUGCAUAUGGGACAGCCAAGAGUGGCACAGGGAUUGCCGCCAUGUCAGUGAUGCGGCCAGAGCUGAUCAUGAAGUCUAUCAUUCCUGUGGUCAUGGCAGGUAUCAUUGCCAUCUACGGCUUGGUGGUGGCUGUUCUCAUUGCCAACAACAUUUCUGAAACAGUCACGCUCUACAAGAGUUUCUUGCACCUUGGUGCCGGGCUGAGUGUUGGUCUGAGUGGUCUAGCAGCUGGCUUUGCCAUCGGUAUUGUGGGUGAUGCAGGAGUCCGGGGAACAGCCCAGCAACCUCGCUUAUUUGUGGGGAUGAUCCUCAUCCUCAUUUUUGCUGAGGUUCUGGGGCUCUAUGGGCUUAUUGUCGCUCUGAUUCUUUCCACCAAGGGUUAAUUUUUUGCUGGUAUCUUCUCUACAUAUGAACAACCAUCAAACACACAAGCACCAACACAAACAUCCUCCUAAUGAAAUGAUGAGAAACGACGAGAGAGGAAUAUGCGUGCAUGCGUGUACUGUUGUGAGUGUGCUGUUUGCAAAUGAAUGUAUGAUUGAAUUCUCCUCUCUGUGUAUAGUAGCCUGAUGUGCGUUCCCCAUGUAAAUGCGCUAUAUAGAUAUUGCUCUCGUCCUGUGUGCGUGUUCAGAUAGAUGCCCUCCUAAGCUACAUCCGUUUGUCAUCUUUUAUUUUGUCAUAAUUUUAUUCUUGUUUGGAGAAAAAAAAUCAACUGUUUGCUUUUUUGUUUUUUUUCUCACUUUUGGGACCAUUAAAAUUCAGACACUGAUGUUGAGGACCUAAAUGUAAAAUAAAGAUGGAUUAUUGCUGUUUGUAUUUUUUUUUUUUUUUUUUUUUUCUGCUGAUUAUUUAUGAAGAUUUUGAAAUGUUCAUUAAACAGUUUAAAUGGAUCAAAGUCUUUAUUGAAAUCCUGAAUAUAUAAAUACAAUAUGUGAGUGUGUGUGUAUAAAAUAUAUAUAUAUAUAUAUCUGUAUAGGUAGUUGAAUUGCACUGUGGGAAAUUUGUGGAGACCGUUGUCUUAUCAAGGUAUUGAUGUGCAAGUUUACUAGGUGUGAGUGUGAAAAGAAUGUAUACACAUGUAUGUUUGUGAGUGUGUGUGUGUGUGUGUGUAUUUUAGCUCUUAACAUAACAUUCUUCAGACGUGUAGCAUUUUAAUUAGUUACUUCUGGUUCCACUAAUGGGUAAACACCAGUGCAGCUUAUCCAGUUUCGAAAUAAAUCUUCCUC